UCUUUGAUUAGGGUUUGUUUUCUUGAUCAUUAAGUACAUGGUUGACAUAGAAGUUCAGAUCCCCACUACUUUCGAUCCAUUCGCUGAUAUUAACGACGAUUCGGGUGCUCUUGGAGCGAAGGAAUACGUUCAUAUCCGUAUACAGCAGAGAAAUGGGAGAAAAAGUUUGACAACUGUACAAGGGCUGAAGAAAGAAUUCAGCUAUGAUAAAAUCCUCAAGGAUUUAAAGAAGGAAUUUUGCUGUAAUGGUACAGUUAUCCAAGAUAAGGAGUUAGGGAAGGUUAUCCAAUUACAGGGUGAUCAAAGGAAGAAUGUUAACAAUUUCCUUAUUCAGGCUGGGAUUGUCAAGAAGGACCAUAUCAAGAUACAUGGUUUCUGAAAAGUGAAAACCUUUUUACUGUAUUGGAUCAUCAUGGGUGUUCUUGUAUGAUAUAAGAAUGUGAUUUGCUUUAGUGUUUAGCCAUUUGUAUGAUAUAAUAUGAUGGUGUGAGUGUAGUAGAUUCUCAAAGAAGAAUUACGUGAAUGUGUAACUAGAUGUUGAAAAAACAAUUACAUUUCUAUUUGGAAACAAUUUCUGAUUGAAGGCUGGCAUCUAAUAAUGAAUUCUUGAUUCUUAUCCAA
Impatiens glandulifera is the source of this 621-nucleotide messenger RNA. RefSeq names its product protein translation factor SUI1 homolog 2-like. NCBI's taxonomy places the organism in Eukaryota, Viridiplantae, Streptophyta, Magnoliopsida, Ericales, Balsaminaceae. Gene Ontology annotation, molecular function: translation initiation factor activity; RNA binding. The record is from RefSeq and is a predicted model, not a curated record. The transcript is spliced from 2 exons. The coding region runs from base 38 to 379 and encodes 113 amino acids. Gene Ontology annotation, biological process: translational initiation.